This is a messenger RNA of Parascedosporium putredinis, 1527 nucleotides long. The record is from the annotation of a GenBank genome assembly. NCBI's taxonomy places the organism in Eukaryota, Fungi, Ascomycota, Sordariomycetes, Microascales, Microascaceae.
AUGCUUUUCGGGGGCGGAUUCAUUGAGGGAUAUUCCUGGGGAGGCUCCGGCUUCUCUGGUCGCCGCGGCUCUGCCUCUCAUGACUUUGAGGAGCAAUUCCGAUAUCAACGGACAGGGAAUACCCCACCGCCGACCUCAGCAUCCGCAAGAGCUCUCGCGCACCUUCCCAACGCCGCCCUCGACCGAAUCUUCUAUUUUGUCUGCCCGCAAUCUCUCGACGAAUCCUAUGACACGUGCGAGCAAAGCUUCGUCGAAGAUUCCUGCUCCCUGUGCGAUGUGAGGGACCUUGCCCACUGUGUCCAGGUUUGCAAGGCCUGGCGUCCCGCCGCUCGCGCAUUACUCUACCAUAGUAUCCGCAUUGAUUCUGUUCAUUACUGCGAGCGCGAAGCAUUCCUCGCCGAGCGCCGAAAGCGCCGGACCUUUUUCGAUAGGAACGGCGAGCCCGAAGACACGGCCCACGCCCGUCUCAAGCUCCUCUGCCGAACACUCCGAGACGACCCCACCCGCUUGGGCGCGCGCGCCGACCUAGCUCGCACUAUUGCCGUAUUGCCCAACCUUCGCUACGUGGACCUCCCUGAAGGGUUGUUUUCUGAUGACCCCUCCUUUUCUACGCUCAGGCUAGAGGUGCAGGCUCGAUGUGCGGACCUAAGGAAAAUGACCUAUUUAGCAGGCGCCGAGCGAAGCAUCGAGCUCCUGGCAAGAGGCAAUGUGUGGAGAAAUCUCGAGGUCUUGGAGCUGAUUAAGCUUAACAUCGACCCCGUCAUCCUGCGCCAUGUGCUUGGCGCGCUUGGCAACCUCCGUGCGCUCAAGAUCACGGAGAUGAGGAGCUUCUCCGACGAAGUGUUUGCCUUCAACGAAAACUUGCCUCAUUUCCCCGCCCUGCUGGAGCUGAUUCUCAAGAAGACUCCUCGGGUGACCGAGGCAGGUCUAGCUGAGUAUCUGAGCCGCCCCGAUGCAGGCUCAGCGUUGAGGGUGCUUUCGCUGUGGAGGACCGGCGUGAAGCCUACGAGGGUCCAGGAUGUCCUCGAGCACGCUAUCAACCUAAAAACCUUGUCUAUUCACGACACCGUCGAUUCGGCCAUCCCUAGCGGUGCGGGCCUAAAGAGAAUCACCUCGCGCAGCCUACAGACAAUCAGUUCUAACAACCCGUUUGCGGGUACUGGCUCCCUGACGCGCACCCUAGAGGUAUUCACUAAGAGCGACGAAGGCAUGGACUGGAGUUUCGUCAAGGUGCAGCCGAUCCACGGCGGUGGCGGUGGGUUCGGCCCUUCGUCUAGGUUUGGCGGCGGAGGAAGGCGAGGUAGCCAAUCCCAGCGCCCCACGAGCGGCUAUGGCCUAGGAACAGACAUCACUGGUAUGGGAUGGAAUACGGGCGCUGCACGCCGCAGCGUCAUGGUCGGAAACGGCACAGGAGGCUUCUUAGCUAUUCCCAGUGACAAUGGCGACACCUCCCGGGACGAUGUCGAAGAAUGGCCUCGGCCAAAGAGUAGCGCAGGCGAGAAGGGCGACAGAGACUUGUGGCGUUAG